This is a messenger RNA of Coffea arabica (coffee), 2094 nucleotides long. RefSeq lists its product as uncharacterized. The record is from RefSeq and is a predicted model, not a curated record. NCBI's taxonomy places the organism in Eukaryota, Viridiplantae, Streptophyta, Magnoliopsida, Gentianales, Rubiaceae.
UGCCCUUCUUCCCUCUCUCUCUCCAUCUCUCACCGUCUCUCUCUCUCUCUCUGUGAAAGUUUUUGGGGGUUGUGGAUAUGUCAGGUUGAAUGGAUUCUUUUGGCCUUUUCUUAUAAUGGUAUGCAUUCUACCCCUACAAAACUUCUCUUUCUCUCUCCCUUUCUGUCCCAGCGCUCCAAGCAGGGGAGUAGUGGAUUGAAUCAGUAGUUUUAGAUUUCAACUUUAAGCUUUCAAGAUAUUUGAAGAUUUUAAGGGGGUGGAGUGGACUCUUGCAGAGCCUUGCAACAGAUACCAAAGUUCAAUAAAAGAUGUCCAGCCAAAUUUAAAGAAAGUUGGAACAAGAUAGUGGGAUUACAGGCAACAUCUUAGCUUAGCUUUAUAGUUUAUGGUAUACUCAUCAUCAUUAGCUUAUGCAGCUAUGCAAGAGCCAAUAAGCCAUAUCAUAACUAUAGCAUGAAGGUUUGUUCAAACAUGCAAAUUUUUUGCAACCAAGAAAACUUAACCAAAAUCCUAUGUCCAUGUUUGGCUGGUUUUGGUUCACCCCAUUUGACCCUUUUGCCCAUAUUAGCAUUCUGAUCAACUCUUUUAUUGUCGGAACUUUAAAGUUUCCAUUCCAUCAAGAUCAAACAUCCUGUACAGUACCACAAAGAAAGAGGGGAGAAAGAAAAAAGUGAGAUAUAAAGGGCCUCUAUCUUUUCAGUUUCACCUCUUCCACAGAGUAGUACUGAGAUAUUUCAUAUUACUGUCUAUCUUUUUCUUUUAUCUCUCUCUCUUUCUCUCAAUGCUUUGUUGUUGGUCUUUUUCAUGCAUAUAGUGAUGGCUAAUCAAGGUGGUAAUAAUGUGCUGAGAGACUACAGGAAAGGGAACUGGACAGUCCAAGAGACAAUGGUUCUUAUAGAGGCAAAGAGGAUGGAUGAUGAGAGAAGAAUGAAGAGGCAAGGUGACAGUGUUGGUGGUGAAAAACCAGGAGGAAAACCAGCUGAGCUGAGAUGGAAAUGGGUAGAGGACUAUUGCUGGAGGAAUGGUUGCUUGAGAAGCCAAAACCAGUGCAAUGACAAGUGGGAUAAUCUCAUGAGGGAUUUCAAGAAAGUAAGAGAAUAUGAGAGGAGAUUGGCUGAUCAUCAGAAGCAGCUUAUUACUAUUGGAGAAUCGUCUUCGGAAAGAGAAAGAUCAGAUGAAAAAUCGUAUUGGAAGCUGGAGAAAAAUGAGAGGAAAGCUAACAACUUGCCAUCAAAUUUGUUGCCUCAGAUAUAUGAUGCAUUGGUUGAGGUAGUGGAGAGAAAAGUUCAAAGGGGAUCAGUGGUUGGUCUUGUUGGUGCCGGUGGGACUACUGCUUCUAUUCCCAAUGUGCCGCCUUCUUCAGCUGCUGCUCUUGUAGGUCAGCCUUCUUCAUUGCCUCCUUCAAUGCAACAUCUUCCCAUCUCACCUCCAGUUUCAGCAUUGCCACUUCCCCCUCCUGUAGUGGCUCAAACACCAGUUCAACAACAACAACAACAUCCCCACACUCAUCCAUUUUCUCAGCAGUUGCCCACAUCAGAUUCUGAUACGAGUGAGCAUUCAGACUCACCAGCAAAGAGGAGAAGAAGAGGGGAAGGGACCAGUGGGGGAGCAAGUGGUAGCGAAUCACAUGAAGUUGGCACUGCAAUUUCUAGGAGUGCUUCUGUGAUAGCAGAAACCAUCCAAGCUUGUGAGGAAAGAGAAGAAAGAAGGCACAGAGAACUAUUGAGCUUGCAUGAGAGAAGAUUGCAAAUUGAGGAAUCAAAGGCUGAGAUCAGUAGACAAGGCAUUAAUGGACUGGUUGAUGCAGUAAACAAACUUGCCAAUUCUAUUCUUGCUUUGGCUUCUCACAAAACCCAAUCAACUCCAAAAUAGUUACACUAGCUUAUAUUUAAUUGAACAUCAAUUAAUAUUUCAUCAUCAAGAUAGAGUAUUUAAUUGCAUAGGGAGCAAGAAAGAGGGAGAGAGACAUUAUUAAGAUUAUCUAAUUGGUUUGUACAUAGUUUUGAUCAAAUUGAUGGCCAUAUAUGUAACUUGAUUACAUAGACUUGGGUGUUAUUGUAAAAAUAUUCAUGAAUGAAACUAAGCAAGCCAUUC